AGGCCAGCUCUGCUCUGAAACGCGAGCCCCGAAUAAAUAAAUCAUGGCCUUCCCUUGGCAACUCGACAGCACGGGCUCUGGCCCGUCCCGGGUGUGCGGGGAGGGCCUCCCACUGUCCAGGAGCUUUUAAGGGCAGGGUCUGCCCGCGGCCGGCUGAGGAGCCGCUUUGCAGGGCAGGGCACCAUGGAGGGGAACACGCACCUCCUGCAGGUCAUCCGCAAGAUGCGCUCCCAAAUCAACAGGCUGGAGAGGGAGAACAGGGCCCUGAGAGGAGAGCUGCGGGGCUGCGGCCAGAGAGCUGUGCCGGCAGCGGGAGGUGGGAACGGCGCUGCCAUCGCCUUUGAUGGGGAGGGAGCGGCUGCAGCCGCAGCAUCCCCGCAGGGCCCGGCGCCGCUGGAGCAGACAGAUACUACCAUGACUGUGAGACGCUACCCCACUGUCUCCCCAGCUCCUGCUCCUUCCAGCACAAGGUCCCACGGGGCUGGCAGGAAGCCUCCAAGCAAUGGGCUCCUGGAGGUGCCAGGCAGUGCCCAGCCACCAGCCCCUCCUGCUCCAGCACAGCUCAGCAGGGAAGAGGAGAAAGGGCUUGAAAAAUCACCAGCCUGUUGUCUCUCCUACAGCCACUCCAGCAACAUGAAGCUGUUUCAGGAGCAUGUCUAUAAGUGCCAGGGUAAAGUGAAGGCUGUGAGUUUCCUCUUACCAAUGGAUAUGUCAUCAUUUGCUGAAAAGCAAGGUUCUCUCAAAAGCCCACAAAAUCAGAGCACAAAACAUCUAAUGACCAUCACUGAAAAGGAUAUGUGAGCUGGUGAAUUUUUAAAGGCCCAUUGAUUCCUGAGAUAAAUUGACCUUUAGUGAUAGCUGUGUGUCAGGUUCCUCUCCUGCAAAACGUUUUGGCAGGAUGCCCACAGAGCAUCACCCAGCCGUGUUUCAGGUCACUGGCCUGAUGUUCAGCAUGGAAAUGGAAGCCACAACAAAGCCCAGACACUGUGAUGUGACCACACAAAGCAAAGGUGCCUCUACAAAGUGCUUCUGUGCAAUGUGUCUCAGACCCUUACCUCAGGACUGAUGUGAACAGGGUGUUGAAGCUGGGUUUGGUGUGUUUUUCACAAAAAGCAGAAACUGUGUCAGCGCUUGAGUUUGCUGAUUCCCUUGACAGAAAGGUGUCUGAUGCAAAUGACAAAAGAACUAUCAAAGAGCCUGUGAGGUUUUCUGUGUCGGUAAAACUUCCAAGCUUCACUAAUACAGCAAAGUUAAGGAGAUGCUACAGGGUCAGUUAAUGUUGCUCUGAAUUUCUGCAAAGCCUGGCAAUGAGUUUGUCCAAAUGUCCAUUUGGGGUUCACUUCUAACAGAGCACAGGGGAGAGUAAGUACUUAUUGGUAUGAAAACAUGACUACAAAUCUGCUUCUCACUUGUGCUCAUCCAGCUGGAGACUAAAGGCUGGACACCAAGCCAAAACAGGAAGAAUUGUGAAUAUCAGAAUAUUUUAGGAAUGGCUUCUCAGCACAGCUCGGACCAAAAAUUAUUAGCAGAAAUUCAGCAAGCAAGUGCAACAUAACUGUGAGAUAGAACUACAGAUAGCUUGUAAAAAAUGAGCAGUGCUUGUUAAUCUACUCAUGUAAGUGAAGACAACAUUCCAUGUUUAUUUUGAUUACAACUAUUUAUGGAAUCAAAAUACUGCACACUGCUAUUUCUUUCUGUACAGGAAGCACUGAUGAUUGAAUAUUGUAUAGAGAAUACAUGAAUAGUAAAUGUUUGUACAGAUAACUUUAAGGAAGAUUUUCAUCUCAUUGUCUACUCUUAAAGUCUUGAGUUUUCUAAGGUGGAAGCAGAGACUUAGUAGGAAAAAAUCCCCUCUGGAUUUUCCAUGAUGUUGUAUACUUCUAUGAAACUGUGUGUUUCUUUUUUCAUUUUGAAUUUCACCAUAGAUUUUAUAUUCAAGUAUAGUUUUAAUAUAU
Molecule: messenger RNA, 1955 nt
Organism: Poecile atricapillus (Black-capped chickadee)
Lineage: Eukaryota; Metazoa; Chordata; Aves; Passeriformes; Paridae
Gene: CCDC195
Product: coiled-coil domain containing 195
Exons: 3
Coding region: 184-801 (205 amino acids)
Source: RefSeq, a predicted model, not a curated record